AAAAUCAUACCGUUUUCAGGUGCAUAAUCAUAUAAUACAUCAUCUGUAUAUUGUACUGCGUGUUCACCAACCCAGCAAAGUCUCCUUCCAUCACCAUAUAUGCCCCCUCUACCCUCUUCUACCUCCCCCUACCCUGCAUGAAACAAUCUUAAAAGAAAAAUGCCAUUGGCUGGUACUUCCACCAGUGGGUGGUUAAGUCUGGAGGCUUAUUUGUUGGUAUUAUCUGCCUCCCCACACCCCCGCAAGGGCUCCCAGAGAGCAUAAACUGUUUGCCUUUUUCACAGCUGGAUAUUCACUGAGCCAAUCGCGGUACUUGGUACUUCGGUAGUUCGUUAAAUUUUUAACGAACCCAAAUUCCUCCGCUAUUUUCAUUCUAGCUCCACCACUUGUAAGGCCCACAUUUGGAUACAUUCUGGGCUUCACCUCCCUCAUCUGCAAAAUAAAGAUGAGUAGAGCAGCUAAUUUAUCGGUUAUUUUGCUAGCGUUACAUAAAUUAAUAGGAGGAGGGGGAUAGGACAUUCCACUCAACUCAAAUGAAUUGUUAGUGAUACUCCCCAGAGGUAACGUGCCUCUGGGAUUUCAACUAGGACUGUUCUGCCUUUAUGAUCUGCUAAUUGUUACCUGUGAGAUUGAGCAAAUUUCAAACCUGUGAACCUCAGAGAUCUCCCUGCUGUAAGGUGGUCAUAAUCUCACUUCGCUGAAGCUCACACAGUACUUCGCUUUGACCUGUUUCUCUUAUUUUAUUCUGACUGCAUUCUAGGAAGUUAAGUGCAUCACUUACAUUUAUUUAGGACUAAAAAUGUUCCGUCGCAGAAGAUAAAUGUUUAGGCUUAGUAUGAAUUAGUCUAAUAAAAGGGGAAAGUGUACCAGGAACUGGUUACACACAGACAAAAGCAAAGGCUAACAAUGAGUACUGUAGGAACGUUCCUGCUCCCCAAAGCAAGAACCUAGUUAUGGCCUGUAAGUAGUAAUUGUUUUCAGGCUCUCAGUUUUAUUCUUUGUAAAAUGGGAAUGAUAAUACAUACCUCAUAGGUUGUGGUGUGGAGAAAAUGAGUUAAAACACACAAAGCGUGCAAGAAUGCACAUAGCAGAUAAUAGUGCUAUGACUUAAUUUUUUGAAUUUAACCUCAAAGAUAAAAUAAUAAGCUAGAAACCUAACAUAUUACUAAUAAAAAAAGUUGAACGCUAAAGCUUCAUAUUUGAAAUAUAACUGCCUGGAGAAUCUCGAGAGGCUACUUUACAAAAACAUCUUACACCAAGUGACCCCAGAAUGUUCAUGAGGGCGUGUUCUACGGAAAACUACAAUUCCCAGAACACACCUAAACAAGGCCUGGGGAGUGGAACGCGCGGCCGCAAGGGAUUGUGGAUGGCAUGGUUCCGGGUGUGGAGAGAGUUUCACCUCCCUAGGGCGGGAGAGUCUUGGAGACCACCUCUCCGGUAGGCGGGGCGAUAACUGAUAUGCGGCCAAUCAUCGAGCCAGUUUCUGAAAGCGCUGAGAAGUGGCGAAUCAGAACACAGCAGCUUCAGCCGGGCCUGGCGCGCGAUAAUUUGAAUACAGUGGCGGAGCAACUAGCUUGACUGAGGAGAAGUCGCGGGCUCCGAGGUGCAGGAGUUCAGUUAAGAAGAUGUCAGCUUUUACUCCAAGGAAAAGGAAGCAGAAUUCUUUGAAUUAUGACAGCUUAUUAUCAGACAUUCCAUCAAAGAAAUUAACUUUGGACUUCACCGAAAAUAUAUUUUCGUCACCUAAUAAACAACCUAUUUGCCAAAGCAGUGAUAAAAAUGAAGAAAAGGUGCCUUACUCUCAACAAGGCCAUGCCAUUUCAAGUCUGCUCCAAACACCUAAGAAAAAUAGAUUACCAUUUGCAAAUCAAGGCUCACCUUUUACAUCUUCUGUGUCUGCUGUAUCCUUUUACAACAAAAAUAAGUGUUACCUCAAUCCACUGGAAAGAAAGAUGAUAAAAGAGAGUAGAUCCAUUUGUCUAAAGACUAAUAAUGAAUCUAAGUCUUUUCCUGGUGUGACAGAAAAAAUACAGGGAAAAUCAGUCCACUCCAAGAAAAUGAACAAAAAACCACGGAAGAGCUUAACUGCUAAGGGUCAACCAAGUUAUAAGUGCAUCAAGCCUGUAUCAAAGAAUUCUAAAAAUUCCACGCAAAAUCGAGUGGCCUACAAACCAAGUGCGGAGAAAGAGAACAACUGUUAUUCAGCUGAGAAUAUGCAUGCUCCUAGAGUUCUAAGCCAAAAAGUCAAACCACAAGUAACACUCCAGGGUGGAGCAGCAUUUUUUGUUAGAAAAAAAUCCUCUCUUAGAAAAUCAUCUGUGGAAAAUAAGCCAACCCUGGGACUCACUCAAGAGAAUAAGUCAGAAGUGAUUAAAGAUCCUGAUGUAGAGACUUUCAGUGAAAGAAAAGGUUUUGAGACAAAACAAGUGCCAAAGUCCUUGUUAAUAGAAAAGGAACUGAACAUUGAGCUGCUGGGUACGAGAAGUAAAAAUGAAGAGAAAUUAAUAAAGGAUUCAAGUGGAGUAGUUUCUUCAAGGGAACAGAAAGCUGAUGACAGUAAGUGUUUUCCUUUGGAAGAUUCUCACAGCGAGAACCAAGCAGUUUCUCCUGAGUUCACUGUCUAUCCCAUCUUCAGUCCGUCUUCAGUCAAUACAAAAAGAUCUCUAGUUGAAGAACAGUCUCCUUUGGGAUCCAACACACCUACUAACUUCUUGAAACAGAUCAAUACCCAGAAGAGUACUAAUGCCAGAGAUACCAAUAAAGAAACAAAAGACCAGCUUGUUAUUGACGCGGGCCAGAAGCACUUCGGAGCCACCGUGUGCAAGUCCUGUGGCAUGAUCUAUGCGGCUUCCAGCCCCGAGGACGGGCUGCAGCACGCUCAGUACCACCACAGGUUUCUGGAGGGAAUCAAGUACACGGGCUGGAAAAAAGAACGUGUAGUAGCAGAGUUUUGGGAUGGGAAAAUUGUGUUGGUUCUGCCACACGAUCCAAGUUACGCUAUCAAAAAGGUAGAAGACGUCCAAGAACUUGUUGACAGUGAACUGGGCUUCCAGCAAGUUGUCCCCAGAUGUCCAAACAAAACCAAAACUUUUCUCUUCAUAUCUGAUGAAAAGAGAGUAGUUGGGUGUUUAAUUGCAGAGCCUAUCACACAGGCCUUCCGUGUCCUGUCUGAACCAACUGGUCCAGAAUCCCCAACCUCUGGAGAAUGUCACAGGGCGUGGCAAUGUUCAGAUGUUCCGGUCCCUGCAGUCUGUGGGAUAAGUAGAAUCUGGGUCUUCAGACUCAAGAGAAGAAAGCGCAUUGCAAGACGACUGGUUGAUACUCUUAGGAAUCGCUUCAUGUUUGGCUGUUUUCUCAGUACUGAUGAAAUAGCAUUUUCUGACCCAACACCAGAUGGCAAGUUAUUUGCAACCAAGUAUUGCAACACCCCUAAUUUCCUUGUAUACAACUUUAAUAGUUAAAGCCAGUUUCAACUAUGGAAGAGUUACUAUAUGAAUGAGUUCAGACAACUUAUAUAAUAACCAUUCAGCAAAUGUUAAAAACACCGAGGUGCACACACACAAUCUGCUAUUCCUUAUGAACUGAAAAGUCAGGGAUUUGUUAAAAAGUAUCUGGAGGUUCAAAGGAGAAAUCUUUGGAUGUGCACUAGCACUCUGAAUCCUUAGUUCCGAAACUCCGUAGACAUAACUGGAAAAUUACUUCUUACAUAAGAACACUGACAAAGCAAGGUGGUUUCCAACAGAAAUGUGCCUGCUUACCUUGUAUGGAGCACUUUUGAAUCAGGAUUAUCUCAUCCUCAAUCAGAAGCAAACAGGCAAAUUUAAAGAUAAAAUUUUCACGCCCAGUUUUUAAAGGUAGUUCCUGAAUUCUGUACCGGGAAUCACCUUAUAGGUAGCUCAGUUUGAAUAUAUUUAGAAAGUUUUAAAUUUAUAAUUUCUAAUGGGGUAAGAUGGUAAAGACUUCCAUAUGCUUUUAUGUACAAGAGAAUUCUAUAGUUUGUUUUCAUCUCUUUAAAAA
Molecule: messenger RNA, 4017 nt
Organism: Phyllostomus discolor (pale spear-nosed bat)
Lineage: Eukaryota; Metazoa; Chordata; Mammalia; Chiroptera; Phyllostomidae
Gene: ESCO2
Product: establishment of sister chromatid cohesion N-acetyltransferase 2
Exons: 11
Coding region: 1626-3461 (611 amino acids)
Biological process (GO): mitotic sister chromatid cohesion
Cellular component (GO): nucleus; chromatin
Molecular function (GO): protein-lysine-acetyltransferase activity
Source: RefSeq, a predicted model, not a curated record